Saprolegnia parasitica CBS 223.65 is the source of this 606-nucleotide messenger RNA. RefSeq lists its product as hypothetical. The coding region runs from base 1 to 606 and encodes 201 amino acids. The transcript has a single exon. Lineage: Eukaryota; Oomycota; Saprolegniomycetes; Saprolegniales; Saprolegniaceae. The record is from RefSeq and is a predicted model, not a curated record.
AUGAGUCCGUCGGUGCUGCCCACGAUGCUUCCGGCGUCGACGAAGCUCAACUCGUGCCGGUGCGCAGGCGGGUGCCGCAACGGCCGCUGCGCGUGCGUCAAGGAAGGCAGCAUGUGCGGCGUGACGUGCCGGUGCACGUCGUGCAAGAACCCGUUCUUGUCGAUCGCGAUGGCCGGCAUUGACGUCUCGACGCUCGUACGCGACGACUGCUUCAUGCACAACCUCUCCAAGAUCCGCGACAUGAUGACCAAGCUCCACGAAGUCAUCCCGGUCCCGUGCUGCCCGAGCAUCGCGUCCAACCAGAACGUCUCGAUCCUCCAGUGCAUUGACGGCUUUACUUGCGCGGGCUGCGCGAAGAGCUAUGACUUUUCGUGGUGCUCCAACAAACUCUGCGACCGCGAGAAGGCCAAGCGCAACCACUGCGCCAAGUGCAAGCGCUGCGGCGACCACCGCGACGUGCACUGCGACGACUGCGGCCGCUGCUACUUUGCCGGCGUCUCGUCGAGCUUUGCGUGUCCUUGCACGGAGAAAGCGUCGACGUCGCCUGCCGUCGACGCGGCCGCCAAGCCCGGCGACGACGAAGAGGAAGGCUGUGUCAUCAUGUAG